CUCAUUUGCGUCGUCGACAAGUUGCCGUUUGCUUGUAAAAGUCGGUCGUUUCUUCGCUCCGUUUGAAGUAUUAUAAUUUGCUAUUAAAUAAUCGAGUAAUUGUUGGUUUCUAAUAAUAUGUCAUAAAUAUUUUACAGAUUUUAUCAAGAUUAUAGGAUUCCAGGAAUUCUACACAUACAAGGUCAUCGCUGCGUAACAUCACAACAGCACCGGUGAAUUCGGUCGUCUAAUUCCACAGGCUGGACAGAAAAAAUCAAGCGUCAAAAUGGAAGAAAAUGACGUUUUUUUCUCUGCUGCAGAUAACAUCCCACCAACCAUUAGCCAGGGUAAAUUUGGUAUGGCGAGUGGACUUCGGAAACCUUGUGCGUUAAGUGAUUCUUCAAACAGCAUCAAGAAAUCAAAACUGGGUCUUGGGAACAUUCCCAGUUUUGGGUUCAAAAAACCAACCCCUCUCGGUAUCAAGAAACAGGCUACUCGCAGCAUCGCUUCUAUCGAGGAUCUUACUACUAAUAAUAAUGAGACAAAUGGCAAGCAUCGAUCCAACUCGGUUCCCAGUAAUAAUAAGAAACCUUCACAGCCGCUCAAGGAUCUCAACGAAUUUUACGAUUUCGGUGAUGAUGGGGACGAUUGGUACCCAGAGCAAGAGUAUUUGCGAGAUUUUUCAAUCCGAGACUUAAAAGAUUAUAUUAUUUCAUCCCCGAUUGAAAUAAACCUUGAAGAAGAAGAUGAACUCAUUCCAAGAAUUAAUGAUGACUUUACGUGGACGGGUAGACUCGAUGAUAGUUAUCAAGAACAAGAUGAUGAUGACGAUGAAAAUUACCCGGAAAUUGAGACAAUUCCAUCCGGAUAUGCUACACGAAAUUGUGUUGAAAAUCAAGUUUGGGUAUGCGAUCUCGAAUAUGAAAAAGAUGACCCGAUCAUUUCACAACCACCGACCUUGAAAUACGAUCCUGCUAGCCAUUCAGCUUUCAUGUCUGAUUAUUUAUCUGCCAUCAAUAUGUUACCGUCAAUUUCCUCAGACGAAGACAGUACGGACGUCAGCAACGAUGAAGAUUCAAACGAGAUUUGAUUCCUGAGAUUUGCAUUGAAUCUCUUAUUCUUUGAAUGAAUACUAAUUAUGUUUCAAUAUUCAAAUAUCAAUAUCGAGAAGCGUUGCAUGCCUGAAAAUUUUAGUUGUAUUCCUAUCACUGUCUCUCUCCUACUACUUCUACCUGUCAAUAUAAUGUCACCUUAUAACUAUUUAAUGUAAUUACUCGUACUGAUUUCACUGUGAUCAUAUCUUAAAGAUAGUGAUGAACACCGCACUGAUAUUACUGUAAUAUAAAAUAAUACCCUAUCUUGAUAAUUUCACAAAAUAAUAGAUGCAUGUAUUUUUAAAUGAACAAAUGUCCAUUCCAUUUAAAUUGUAUUUUUAACUAAAAGUAAUUCGAGCAAAUUUUUUAACAGACUUAACUGUAAUUCGGAUUUUUUGUAUAAUAAAGAUUAUAAUGUGCAUGUAUGAAUAUCAAUGUCAAA
This is a messenger RNA of Folsomia candida, 1515 nucleotides long. RefSeq lists its product as uncharacterized. Bases 266 to 1069 code for a protein of 267 amino acids. The record is from RefSeq and is a predicted model, not a curated record. Lineage: Eukaryota; Metazoa; Arthropoda; Collembola; Entomobryomorpha; Isotomidae. The transcript has 5 exons.